This is a messenger RNA of Schistosoma bovis, 1235 nucleotides long. Lineage: Eukaryota; Metazoa; Platyhelminthes; Trematoda; Strigeidida; Schistosomatidae. The record is from the annotation of a GenBank genome assembly.
GUCCUUUGAGCGACCUUGGCGGAAGGUCAAUGGGGGCGAAUACUUCGAAUACACUUGAUCAGUCCGAGGUUGAGGAAAUUGCACAAGAAACUGGAUUUUCUCCAAAACAAAUUUAUCGAUUGUACAAUAGAUAUUUGGCUUUGGACAAGACGAACGCCGGGUACUUGAGGCGUCAUGAUUUUCUAUUAAUUCCAGAAUUAGCCAUUAAUCCACUUGGCGAUCGAAUCGUGAAUGAAUUUUUUAAAGAUAGUCAAGGUGAAUUGAAUUUUCGUCAAUUUGUACGUAAACUAGCAAGAUUUCGUAAAGUUCGACCACAACAAUCUACUCAAUUUAAUAAUCGUGAUGCAAAAUUACGUUUUCUAUUCGGUAUGUAUGAUUUAGAUAUGGAUGGUAAAAUAUCAAGAAAUGAAUUAUUGGGAAUGUUACAAAUGAUGGUCGGUGCUAAUAUUACUGUUGAACAGAUCAAUAAUAUCGGUGAACGAACAAUGGCUGAAGCGGAUCUUGAUGGUGAUUGCUAUAUAUCGUAUGCGGAAUUUGUACAAGCAUUUGAUAAUGUGGAUAUUGAACAAAAGAUGAGUAUACGCUUUUUGGAAUGAUUACAUUAAUCGAUUUAUAUAUCUAUCUCUAUGCUUUCCCCCCCCGUCUCUGUUUUUUUUUAUACAAACCCACAAAAAAGUAUUCGCAACAAUUCCAAUUAUAUAAACAAAAUCAUUUCUUAUUUUCCUUAAAUAUUUCAUUUUCAUUAGUGAUUUUGUUGUUGUCGUUCAAUUUUCCUUUCUGUGUUCAUUUGAUUUACAUAACACUCAACUGUUCACGUACAUAAAUAUUAUUGUCUUGACCUGAUGAUCAACGUUUUAGUUUCUCUCUUUUUUUGAAUAGUUCGUUAUGUGUAUGUUACUGCACUUGUUAAUUAUCCUCAUGUGAAUAUACAUGGAGAAAGGCAGGCAUGAGAUUACAUGCAUACUAUACAUAUCUCUUGUGUGAGAUCAUUCUAUAUUAUAUAAUUUUGUAAAAACAAUAGUUUUAUGUUUAUCUACUUAUUUACAUUUCAGUAGUAUAUUUUUGUCUAUCUCGAUUUUCAACGCCAAUAUCUACUUUUCACUCUCUUUCUCUCUGUAACAGUGAAUAAUUAUUGAUUUUUUUCAAAAGACCUUGAUGAUUAUGUUUUUGGUUAUUAUUAUUAUCAUUAAUAAUAAUUCUGAUUGCAGUGAUUGGAUCUGAUUUAAAACUGCCAC